This is a messenger RNA of Rhinocladiella mackenziei CBS 650.93, 1047 nucleotides long. RefSeq lists its product as uncharacterized. The record is from RefSeq and is a predicted model, not a curated record. The coding region runs from base 1 to 1047 and encodes 348 amino acids. The transcript has 4 exons. NCBI's taxonomy places the organism in Eukaryota, Fungi, Ascomycota, Eurotiomycetes, Chaetothyriales, Herpotrichiellaceae.
AUGGUGGAGAAUGAGGAUAAAGCUGAAAUUAUGAUCCUUGAGUUGAUGAGGGAGUAUUCGUUCAACUUGUCUCGCUUGAAAGACCUAUUGAGACAAAAUCAUCUCGAGGUCAGCUUGUCGAAAGUUCAAUACGCGGAUAUCGCUCCGAUAGUUGGACUAGAAGCAGUUGUGAAAGGAGAUGAUAUACUCGCCUUUGACAUGUUUCGCGCCCGACUCCCGAACUCUGUCUUCAACCAAAUUGUGGAAGACCUUCGCCGAUUCUCUGCGCAAUAUGGGCCCAUGAGCAAACACGAAAAUGAGGAAGCUCGAGCAUGUUAUCUAUCGGGGUAUUUCAACCGAAUCAUUGCCCUAUUUUCCGGUCUUCUGUUCAAUACCCCAGAAACAAUCCUAGAGGGCGGGGCCACGACCAAAGAUCGUAUAGAAUAUCAAUUCAAGACCUUCGGCGGAAUUACGGUUGUUUUCAUCCAAGCCAAACUGGACAUUGGAAGCUUGCAGGAACGCAUCACCUGUUUGGCGCAAGUCAUUGCUGAAUGUGGUGCCUGCGCUUGGAUGAAUUAUCAAAAUGGAUUCCACGUUCCCAUUAUGGCAAUCUGGUGUGACGGCAAGCAAUUUUGCUUCUUCAAAUUUAUCGACCGACACCUGGAACAUGUGAACCCCCAGUUCUUCUGGGGUAAAUUUGCCAAUGGCGACCGAAAAUUAAGUAUUGAUGAGAUUGAGCUGAGGCCUGGCACCGAUUCUCGAACUUUUGUCCGACAAACUCGACAAAUAUGCGAGAGCCUCUACUACGUCUUUCUUUUCGAAUACCAAUCUGGUCUAGAGGCUUACUGGAAGCGCGGCGUGGAAAAGAGGAAAGCACAUGGCAUAGAGAGAGAACCAACUCCAGAGUGGCCUAUGGCCACCGUCCAUGCCAAAGCAGCCCUGGACGAAGCGCUGUCUGCUUGGAAUCAAAUCAACCGGGGCAAUCUGACGGAGUCCAAGAUAUCGGCAGAAAGAGCCGUUCAACUUCUAGCCGAGAGGUACAUCGAGAGCUGCCAUUCUUCCCUCUAA